Drosophila sulfurigaster albostrigata is the source of this 792-nucleotide messenger RNA. RefSeq lists its product as uncharacterized. Bases 354 to 776 code for a protein of 140 amino acids. The transcript has 2 exons. The record is from RefSeq and is a predicted model, not a curated record. Lineage: Eukaryota; Metazoa; Arthropoda; Insecta; Diptera; Drosophilidae.
GUCAGUUAGAAGUGUGUCUCCUGAAUAUAUCCUGCACAAUAUCAAACACAGCGAGACACAAAAUCAAUAUUAAUGAGGCAUUUAAAGCUGUCUCAAGCUGCGUCUAAUGAGUCGACUGUCAGUUGGCUGGGAACGGAAAUUGAGUUGCCACACAGCGUUUGAAGGAAUCACUGCUGCGAACGUUGAAGUAGCAGCAACACUGCGCAGCAGGAAAUCGCAUUAGCAUUAACAUUAGCGCGCUCAACUGAUUCCGCUUAAAAGUCACGAGACCAAAAGCCUAAAAUCCGAGACUCGAACCCAACACAACGGAAGUUUUAACGUAAUGCCUUGCGCCUGAGCUGCUGCACCUGAGCAUGGGCUGUUCCAGUUCCAAGUCCACGACAGCACUCGACGAUAAUAAAGCGGCAACGGGAAGAACACCAGCAAAAGCAACGGCAACGACAACGGCAACAGAAAAAAAGGAUAACAAAAUGGCAGAAUACCCGGCCUCAGAGGCAUUCACCAUUCCCCUCGAUGACACAACCAGUGCCCCCGACCAAUUAAAUGACACACUUCGUCAGCCGCCCAAGCGGCUGCAGCAACUCAUGCAACAGGCCGCCGAGGCAGAGCCGCUCACCCUUCUGGAGCUGGAGGACAAACAGCAGAAAGCCGAACAGCGACGCCAGGAGUUGAUGCAACAGAAAAUCGAGACCAUACAAAAGAACACACAAGCUCUGAUGCGUGCACACAGCGAAUUAUCUGAUGGGGAGGAGCAACCACAAGAAACGUUAAAAUAGAAUAGAAUACAAUUCU